AAACGCUUCACUCCCAUAAACGUCAGUUUGUUAGAUAUUGUGUCAGUUGAAGCUCCUUUUUUUAUUAUUAGUAAUGCGAUAAUUAAAUGGUUAAAAGUUAUCUCACAUAAAACAAAUGGCAGAGACGGGAGAAGUCGGAGCAGAAAAAGGACGGGGCAGAAAAGGCAGCAUGGAUCAACCACCAACAGUGUCCGACUUAAGGCUAGUGAUUGUUGGGAAGACUGGUGCAGGAAAAAGCUCCACUAGAAACACUAUUUUAGGAAGAAAUGCCUUCAGAGCAGUCACUAAACACUCCUCAGAGACCUCUGAAUGCUCCAAACAACGAGAGGAAGUGUUCAACUGGAUGGUUUCAGUCGUUGACACUCCUGGCCUCUUUGACACCUAUCAGCCUGAGGAAACAGUGAAGAGAGAAAUCUCCAAAUGCAUCAACAUGUCGACCCCGGGCCCCCAUGCCAUUCUACUGGUUAUCAAAGUUGGACCAUUCACACCAGAGGAGAGAGACGCUGUGCUGAAGGUGGAGAAAAUUUUUGGAAAAAAAGUUUGGAAGUACACCAUGAUCCUCUUCACUCAUGGGGAUAAGGUGGAGUCGGACUUUGAUGAGAUGUUGAAGGAGGCUGGACCAGAUUUGAAGGAGAUCUUGGAGAAGGCUGGAAAUCGAUACCAUGUGUUCAAUAACCUCAGAGCUCAUGACCGUAGACAAGUUCUUAGUCUGCUAGAGAAGGUUGAGGAGAUGGUGAAGGAUACAGGAGGUCAGUUUUAUUCUAAUGAUACAUAUGAGAAGGCAGUGACAAUGCUGGAUGAGAGGGAGGCUGAACUCAAACGUUUAUAUGAGGAAAAACUUAAGGAGGAAACAACAGCUAUGAAGGCAGAGUAUGAAGAGCAGCUAAGAGAAGCUAAAGAGGACAAAGAGAAGGUAGAGAAGCGGAUGCAGUCUGAGCUUAAGGAGUUGGAGCGUUACUACCAUGCCUUAGAGAGAGGAGUCCGUCAAGUUGUAGAGCAGCUGCCCAAAGAGGAUGAUCAACUCCUCAAGAGAUUUCAUGAAACUCUGAAACUUAACUAAACAAGUUAUGAAUGGGUGGCUUUUUGGAAACCUUUUCAGAGUUUGAGUCAUUAGUGAUCGAUUGUUGUAAACAGGAGUAAUCCACCCCAUUGGAUAUCACUACAACUAUUGUAUAUAUUGUAUAUUUUUUACAGAAAAAGAGAUCACAAAUUCUAAAGAUCUGUUAAGCAGUUAAGCUAACUGCUAUUGGUUCUCAGGGAAAGUGAGUUUAAUCUUUUAAGUGGGGUGAAUAGGUAAAGAAUAUUAUUAGUCUAACAUCUCAUUUACAAGAGUUGUUAGAUGUUAGACUAGGCCAGUGGUUCCCAACCCUGUUUCUCAGGGAGCCUGUUUCCUUGUUGCAUCACACCAAGCAGGUUUAGCAGGCUUUGCAGCAUUGCAGAGGAUGAGCUCUUAUUUAAACCAGGUGUGCUGG
Molecule: messenger RNA, 1472 nt
Organism: Cyprinodon tularosa
Lineage: Eukaryota; Metazoa; Chordata; Actinopteri; Cyprinodontiformes; Cyprinodontidae
Product: GTPase IMAP family member 7-like
Exons: 4
Coding region: 116-1060 (314 amino acids)
Molecular function (GO): GTP binding
Source: RefSeq, a predicted model, not a curated record